Helobdella robusta is the source of this 984-nucleotide messenger RNA. RefSeq lists its product as hypothetical. The transcript has 8 exons. Gene Ontology annotation, cellular component: cytoskeleton; cytoplasm. Gene Ontology annotation, molecular function: actin filament binding. Gene Ontology annotation, biological process: actin filament network formation; cortical actin cytoskeleton organization. Lineage: Eukaryota; Metazoa; Annelida; Clitellata; Rhynchobdellida; Glossiphoniidae. The record is from RefSeq and is a predicted model, not a curated record. The annotation marks the transcript as partial.
UUACUGGACUCGAAACGCUCGAACGCCAUCAACAUCUCCCUCACCACCCUCCCUCAUAUCUCCCUCAUCAAGACGGCCGUCAUGAACAUGGAUCAAUCCAUUAUGAAUAAGGAAGCUGUCGAGAAAAUCUUGAAUCAUCUGCUACCAACGGAGGAAGAACGAACAAAAUUGAUUGAAGCCCAGUUGAACAACCCUGAUGUGCCACUGGGCACAGCCGAACAGUUCCUAAUCACCAUAUCAAACAUCAGUGAAGUUAGGUGCCGGCUUCAACUCUGGUUGUUUCUACUCGAGUUUGAGUCUAUAGAAAAUGUUGGAUGUAAAUGUUUUAAAUUUUUGCUACACCCAGCAAACAAUCUCGAUGGUUUAUCGGAUCUGAAAGAGAGUAUGAAACAGGUAAGAACGUGCAAAACACUGAAAUAUGCACUGACAGUUCUACUGGCGGUCGGGAACUGUCUUAACAACAACCAAACGAAAGGCUUUACAUUGGAUUUCCUGUCAAAAGUGAACGAGAUUAAAGACAGCAUAAGAAGAAGAUCUCUACUCCAGCAUCUCGUUUCAUUCGUUGUCGGGAUGUUUCCGGAAGGUACUGAUGUGUAUUCCGAGGUUCCCGCCGUCACGAGAUGUUCUAGGAUUGAUUGGGAUGAGUUGGAUGAGAAGUUGAAGAGGCUGGAGGUUGGGUGCAAGUCAUCGUGGGACCACGUCAGGACCAUCGUCAAACAUGACAACAAUCUCAACCUCAAGAAAAAACUAUCAAACGUCUUGUGUGAUUAUGCCGAACGGACAAUUCUAAUGAAAAUCAUUCACAAGCGUGUCAUGAACAGAUUUCGGGAAUUCGUACUCUACAUGGGAUAUGCAGCGAAAGAAGCCAGAGAAAUUAAAAUCAACGAAUUCUACAAACUCUUUUCUGAAUUUUCUCUGGAAUGGCGGACAACUCGACUGAAAGUUCUUCACAACAGGAAGAAGAAGGAAGCUGAGAAGGCUCGU